This is a messenger RNA of Geodia barretti, 396 nucleotides long. Lineage: Eukaryota; Metazoa; Porifera; Demospongiae; Tetractinellida; Geodiidae. The record is from the annotation of a GenBank genome assembly.
AUGCUUCCUGACGACGCCAGCGUACUGUCCCUGCGGGACGCCAAUCAACGCUUCUAUGACGCCUUUGGGUCCUUGGACAUGGCCCAGAUGGACGCGGUUUGGGAGCGGUCGGAUCGGGCGUUGUGCGUCCAUCCCGGGUGGCAGCCGAUAGUGGGCUGGCCGGAAAUCCGCAGAUCAUGGCAAGGCAUUUUCAACGGCGCGGCGUUGAUGCACUUCAACAUCCAUUACGUAAACAUCGUACUGGAAGGCAAUUGCGGUUAUGUCACCUGCAUUGAGAGUAUUACGAGCGUGGUCGAGGGGCAGGCCCAGGGUUUUGGCAUCCUGGCCACGAAUAUAUUUGUGAGAUCGGGCGAUGACUGGCUGGUCAUCGCCCAUCACGGUUCUCCCCGGCUAUAA